Messenger RNA from Sebastes umbrosus (honeycomb rockfish), 2751 nucleotides. RefSeq lists its product as uncharacterized. Lineage: Eukaryota; Metazoa; Chordata; Actinopteri; Perciformes; Sebastidae. The record is from RefSeq and is a predicted model, not a curated record. The transcript has 5 exons. The coding region runs from base 180 to 1589 and encodes 469 amino acids.
GUCAGCCUAUCAGAAGCGGCAGGUUGUUGAGUUCCUCCCAUAUCAUCACUGCGACAUGAUGAACCAUGAGGCACCUCACCUAGACUGUCUUAUGGAGCUCCAGGUCCGAUACACACAGUACCGACACACAGUCUUCCUGACCGAGCAUCAUUUUGAGAAGUUCCCUGCCUACUCUAGUAAUGGCAUCAUCGUGGCCAAGACUUGAAGAACUUCUGCAAAACUUCACCAGAUUGGUCGGUUACCAUGACAUCAAGGACAGGCAGCCAAUCAUUGAUGACAUGCUGGCUCCCAAAGGUCUCGGGGGGCAGCUGAGUCGUAGUGAUUCUGUGUCAGGCUCUGAGCGCUCUCCCUCUAUCUUCCCAGAACACAUCCAUCCCCUCUCCUCCUGUGACCAACCCCAACAUCUCCUCCAGCAGUCGGGCUCCACCCUCCCCACUCUCUCCCAUCUGUCCGACCAGCUCGUCCCGGACGCCUCCUGUAAGGACGGUGUGCCGCACCAUUCAGACACAGACUUUGAGGUUCUUCGACUGGCUAUCUCACAGUUACGGGCUGAGCGUCAGGCGCAGCAGCAGCAGCAGUUGGACUCUCAGGCAGAGUUGAGCAUCAGCUCCCUCAAAAGCUUCCUUCCCGAAGUCAUUUGUACAGGUAGCGGUCACACCACCCCUCUUUCAGCUCAAGGAUGUCCCACCGAGUUGGUGAAUGUCACUCAUGACAGGAAUGCAGUGGCAGCCACUCUGGAGAUGAUUCACUCAGCAUUGCAACAGGAGCCGGUGGAGGAGAGAAGGAGGGAGGACAGAUCAAAGACUCCCACAGAGGGACGGAGGAGAGGAGGAGGAGGAGAGGCUGGAGAUCAGAGAGAUGGUACUCCAGUAAGAGUGGUGGGGUUACUGGGAGGAAACCGGGGUCCCAGUAAUAGUGACACAUCCACCCCUUCGCCCAGUCAAAGUACAGCUGCAGUGACAGGGCCAAGUACACAGACAGACUCAACCAAUGACUGGAGAGAGAAAGCCAACCAACAAGGAGAACCUGUAUUUCCAGAAGCAGCUGAACCUGCUGCUGCUGCAGCCUCCUCCAGUACCACAGCUUGUCCUGUAGAUGGCGACAGAUUGAGAGACAUACAGUUGGGCCAGGAACAGCCAAUAAGAGGAGAGGGAGCACCAGCUGGCAACAGCACUGCCAGUGGCACCAAGAUCCAGCAGCCCCAACAACAUCUGCAGCAACUGAACAACCAGCCGCUCCAGCCGAGUUCGUCACAUCUACAACACAGCCAGCAGCAGCAGUGGGGCGCCGGCUUCCUGCAGCCCCCCCACCUGCAGACCCCCCACCUGCCUCAAUUCCCGAACCAGACUUUCUCCCGUGGCCCCAUGUUGGGGCCCAUGACUGCCCUGGGGGGUGGCCUCAUGGGGCCCAUGCCUGUUUGGCCAGGGGGCCUGGGCCCCGCAGGUGCUGCUGCCCUGGUCUGGGGCUUCCAACAGGCCAGCAGGGACUUCACUGGUCCUAGACCGCUGGGGGUGUACCACAACCCUGCAGGUCAGGGCAGCAGCAGGUACAGAGGAGGGCAAAGAGGAGGAGGCUUUAAUGGGAUGUAGAGAGCUGGUUUAACUGCACCAGCUGAAUAACUCCAAGUAAUGUUCCCAGAAACUACCACCCUGUUACCAGAUAAUUGGAGGUUGUGACACGCACACCCCAAAUAUUAACAGGUGCUGGGCUGAAAGACUGAAAGAAGGAGUGACCACACUCUGUAUGCAGCUCCCAAGGGUCAUUAUUUAUCACAAAGUCAGGGUGACUUCUGACUCUGAUCCGGAACCGUCAUAAUACUAAUCACGUCUCCAAGAAUCUGGACGUUUUUCAUCUGGUUCAUAAACUCGGGUACAGGAAGAAUGUUGAAAAAUACAAACUCAUCUCUUUUUUUUGACGUUUUUGCAUUAGUUGAUAGUGACAGUAGAGAUACAGGCAGGAAAUGCCAGCAGUGACAACAUGCAAAAGAGGUCCACAGCUGGAAUCAAAUCAGGAACGCUGCUGUUACAUGGCGUCUCAACCACUAGGCCAACAGAUGCCCCCUUAGUGGUGUUAGGUUGGAAAAGAAUUGAUGUUUCAAAAAUAGAAAAAUCGAUUUUAGGCAGAUGUAAAGUAACCAAAAACAUGAUUUACUGUGACAGGAAGGUGUCUUCCAUUAAAGGCAGUACAAAUCAUGUAAAAUCAAAGAUCGCUGCUCAGCAGCAGUCAGUGUUUCCACUGAUGACCGGAAGCUUUGUAACUACUGAAUAGUGUUGAACCUGCCUGACAUGGAUUCUUUUCCACCUUAAAAGUCACUGGUUUGUAUUGGGGCUUCUUUUUUUGCGAAUACAAACUACAGUUUUUCCAAAAAUACUCACUUUGAUCUAUUGAUGACUUACCCAGAACUCGGACUGUUGUUCUCUGCGCUGAACAGUUACGACACCAAACCAUCAGAGAAGUAAUGCGUAUUCUAGGGCCGCAACUAACGAAUAUUUUCGUUAUAGAUUAAUCUGCAGAUUAAUUGUUUGGUCUAUAAAAUGUUGGAUGAAAGCUAGUACGCAUUCUUUUUUUGCGUACAUUACCCACAAUGCAACUUGGCGACCGGCAGUUUGUUCGGAGAUUCAAGUGUGUAAUGCUAAUAGUGGCUAGUGUAGCAUCCAGCAUCUAAAUUCCUGUUAUAAUUUCUCACAUCCCAAGAAGAUGCAUCAUCACCGUCAGUCCAAAACCCAAUGAUGUUAGUUUACUAUCACAUUU